AUGUCAGGCGUGAGCCUGGCGGGCGGUCAGCACCCUGCGACCGCUAACAAUGGCGUGGGCGGGGGGGCAGUCGAGCUCAGCGACAGUGGCGGAAGGGCCCUUAAAUUGCAAACUGACGCGCCGCACCUGGUCAGCAUGGGCGGCGAUCGGCUCAGCACGUCGGUGACAUUGCAUCCCAUACCCCAAGGCCGCAUAACUUUGGGAAGUGGACAGGGAGUUGACAUCUCCGUACAGGGCACCGGAGUUCUGCCUUUGCACUGUCACAUUGAAAAUAGUGAGGGGGUGGUUACCAUUUACCCCCUUUCAGAGAAUCUUUCCAUAGAUGGUGUCAAAGUUAAUGGACCUACUAGACUAUCUCAAGGCGUUAUGUUAACUAUUGGACGUUCAAAUUACAUGAGAUUUAACCACCCUGCGGAAGCCAAAUUAAUGAAAUCGGUCCUCCCAAAUCCGAGGAUAUCGAUGGCGCCGAUUUACUUUGAACCGGAUAAUUCCUUUCAGCCAAAAUUCAACAAAAAACCACCUGUAGCUCCUAGAAAAAGUCCCAGAGAGUCCCUAUCGGACAGCGGAAGUGACGAUACACCCUCAUCUUUCAUGACAAAAGUGUCAAAAUUUGAAUACCUCGCCGCGCAGAACUUUAAAAAAUCAAUUUCGCCGAAAGUUUUUUCAUCGAAUCUGGUGACCGUAAACACGCCAGCGAAAGACGUUCUGGGCAAGGCACCCCCCGAUUUCAACAGUUUUUCGAAAAAUUUACCGCAAAGCGCGUUGAAUUACGUUGAAUUAAACUAUAACGAAAAACAAAAUGAAAAGGAACACGUCCAAACGAACGAUCGUCCGAUGUUCAGCCGUAAACAGCAAGCGCAAUACGUUAACGUUACCGUAAACGAAACCAAAACUAUUAAUAACCGCGUUUUUAUCUACGAAAAUGGCGGCAACUCCAAAACCAACGUCAAUUUCGAUCACAACGAGCUUAACAACAAAAGUUCUAGUUCCAAUAAAAAUAUAAACGUUAACAGGGUGGCCUCGCCGUCGCCUAGUUACAAUAGAAACCCUACCGCGCAGUACUAUAGAAGCGUAACGCCCAGUCCUGUCAGCAACAGUGUAAAUGUGGAUCAUAGGCGCAGCGGGUCUCUAGGGGAGUUAACCAAUGGAGGGUAUAACAUUGGCAGCAAUGAGGAGGAUAGAAAGCACGAAGCUGAACUAAGAAGGAAUCAAGCACAGCAGGAUAGAAUUAAGGAACAAGAGAUUGGUAAAGCAGAGCAACAGAGAUUGGAGGAGAUUUUAAAUAUGUGCGCGGAGUAUGAAAAACAAAAUCAGACUGAUAAACAAAAACCAAAACCACCAAAGAAGCCAGUGCGUCGCACAAAUGGCUCGCUGCCGCGCAACAAGUCCCAACCGUCGUCCCCGAGUUACACGACUCCUCCGCCCUCGCCGCUAGAUGUCCUUCACAACGAACUUCUCAAGCAGAACAACCACAACUACGAGAACCACAUCAUCUACAGCCCCACGUCGAACGUCAACUACGAAAACGUGGAGAUCCGCUCGAACAGCUUGGAUUACCGGUCGCCGCACAAUGCGAGCCCCUAUGAGAAUGUUUACUUGCAGAACCCCCCCGCUCACUACCAAGGCUCCAAGUCCAAGUAUAUUUUAGCCAACAAUAGGGAUCUUCCCCCCAAGGAAAGCACAGAACUAAUAGACAACAAAUUCGCGAUCCUAGAAGCCGAACAACUCCUCCUCCAAGAAGCAGAGAAACUAAUCAAGCAGAACCGCCACAACUCCAAAGAAAUCCCCAAAGAAAACCAGGACUUUCUUGAGGGCCAACGCAAAUCCACCCCCACCAAAUUCAUUCUGCCUUUGGAGGACGAGGGGUACAACAAGAACUGCCCUUCGCCGUACGACAACAAAUUGGAGAACAGCUCGCACAGUUUCAACAGUUCUUCGGAGUACAACAGGGGUUACCAGAGCGAGGAGGAGAAGGCGAGAAUGGAUAAGUUAAGGAAGGAGAAGAAGGACAUUAUGGCUGUUAUAUCCAGGAUUAAGAGGCAAAUGGCUGAAAUUGAGAUACAGGAGGAAGAAUUACACAGAGAGAUACAAUUGGAAAAGGCCCUCUUAUCGGGAGAGCUAAAAUCAAAGCAGCUAGAAAUCGAGAAAAACGAGGCAAAAAAAGAAAAACUCCAAACUCGCGCGCAAAAAAUCGAAGACAACAUGAAAGUGAGCCAAGUCAAACAGGAGGAAGACCAGGAAAAAUGCAAAGAAAAACUGAACGAAGCGCAAGAUCACAUGAACGAAAUGGAAGAAAAACUCGCAAAAACCGAAAAGAACACCGCUGAAUAUGAACAAGUAUUCCAAGAGUAUAUGCAAGCACAAGAAGACCUCGAUAACGAGAAGAAAACCUUUGAAGAUUUGGAAUUUCAUCACCUAGAAGAGGAAGCUGAUUGGUUAGCGAGCAGAGAGGAACUGCAGAGGGAAAUAAGCGAUUUAACUGCCAAAAACGAAGGUUUAGAACAAAACAUCGACGAACUGGAAACGGAGAAAAACAACCUCACAAAAUCCAACACGGCGGAGUACAAAACAAUAGAAAAACAAAAGCUAGAAUGCCUGCUGCGAUUGGAAGAGAUCAGGAACAGACUAAAAACAAUCGACAGCGAAUUACUCGCGUGUUCGAAUCAGGAAUCCGAGCAAGAAAUAUCCAGCGAUAGCGAAAGCGAUAAGAGCAAAGAUAUCGAGAAGCAUUUUUCGAAUUUGUCACUGAACCAAAUAACAGACAUGAGCUGUUCGGUGAUUGUGAGCAGUCAGAAAAUACCUGAGCAUGUAUCGAACAUGUCGCAAUCUUUCAACGAGAAAUUGCUGCAGGAAAAGUCGAUUCUAGAGGAAGGAAUUGCAAAAAGGUUUCCUAGUCAAGACGAUAUCGACAGAUUUAGCAAGGUGACAUCAGAUUCCCCUAUAAAUAUAAAUGAAAGUCAAGGAUCUCUAGGUAAAAAGACCAUUGAAUCCCUUAGAGAAAUUGAGAGGAAUAGGCAUAUACAUUUAUGCCAGCAAGGUUCUCAGGUAAUAGAGCAAGAAAGACAAAGAGUUCAAGCUCUAAAACAAAAAGUACAAGAAGAAGUUAGGAUUGAGUGGGCUCAGAGGAACCAGGAAGAUUUUAACUCGAUUAUUUCUUAUGAAUCUGAAACAAGACAGUCAAGUGUUGUCAGCGGAAUGGAUAUCGAUCAAAAAAAUGAACAAAAUUCAGCCAACAGUAUUUCUGAAGAUCAAAUAAACUUGAACCGUAGCGAGAUGGACGCGGAUUCUCCGCGCCCCCUAUCGGAGACCAGCGAAAUGAGUCUCGAAGUAGGCACCCUCAACCGAAAGAGAAGCAAACCGAUCAGCGACAAGCAGCGACCUCUGACGAGGUACCUACCAAUCAGGGGCUCGGAUUUGGACUUGAGGCAGCACAUCGAAUCCGCCGGACAUCAAGUAGUCUUGUGUCCGCACGUGCUGAUCAACUCGUCGAGUUGCCGGGGAUUUUUGCACAAGAAGGGCUCGAAAUUGAACGGGUGGUCGAGAAGGUGGUUCGUGUUCGACAGGAAUAAGCACACUUUUUCGUAUUACAGCGAUAAGAGCGAGAAGAAGGCCAGGGGAGGCGCGUACUUCCAGGCUAUUGAAGAAGUGUACUUGGACCACCUAAACAACAUAAAAUCACCAAACCCACAACUGACAUUCAUAGUUAAAACUCACGAACGUCUCUACUAUUUGAUGGCGCCAUCUCCCGAGGCGAUGCGAAUAUGGGUGGACGUUAUUUUUACUGGUGCUGAAGGUUACAGGGAAUUCCAACAUGGGACUUGA
This is a messenger RNA of Brassicogethes aeneus, 3822 nucleotides long. Lineage: Eukaryota; Metazoa; Arthropoda; Insecta; Coleoptera; Nitidulidae. The record is from the annotation of a GenBank genome assembly.